GUGGCCAGCCGGGUCUGCUUUGCUUGCGAGCAGCUCGAGAAGUUGGCCAACAAUGGUCUCUCUCCUCGGCAGUUUAGCCAGGCCAAGGCUCGUCUAAAGGCGGACUUGCUAAUGCGUGCCGAAUCUCACACCGAAUUGGCUGAGGAUGUGGCCGUCCAACUUCUCAUUAAUGAACAGCCAGUAAUUCGGUCGCCAGAGGCAAUCUGCAAAGCCAUCGACGCCCUGCAACUAGAGACUGCUAACAAGGCAAGUUCCCAUUCCCAGCUCUCUUGGCAAAUCCUCCCUCCCCCGAGAAGCCUACCGCACUACGUUCGAGGCACUUGA
Messenger RNA from Dibothriocephalus latus, 324 nucleotides. Lineage: Eukaryota; Metazoa; Platyhelminthes; Cestoda; Diphyllobothriidea; Diphyllobothriidae. The record is from the annotation of a GenBank genome assembly.